AUUUGUAGUUAGUCAGAAACAAAAGUGUUACUCUGUUUGGUGAAUUGAUUUUGACAUCAGAUUGAAGUUGUUCGAGUUCAAGGUCAUCCCAACAUUUAAUUCAACUCACUUCUAUACGAAGUUCGAUAUUUCUUUCAGCCCAACCGCCUGUGUUUAUGUGAUAAAACAAUCAACCAAUCGAAGUAUAUGCUUAUGAUGGAUGAUGAUUUUUAUAAUGAUUCAAUUGGAGAUCAAAUUCUUUUGGAAUUAAAUAUCACUAACUUUACACCAACGUUAACUGACAAAAACAAGCAAACUACGACAUCAACUAAAGAUGAAAUUAAUGGUUUAAAUGAUAACUCACAUUCAUUAAUAACCAUACCACAUCAAUUUUUCGAUUUCCCAUAUCCGAAACCGUAUUCACAACAACUUGAAUUGAUGCAAACAGUCUAUAAGACAUUAGAAUCUAACUGUUGUGGUAUAUUUGAAAGUCCAACUGGUACUGGCAAAUCAUUGAGUCUAUUGACAGCAACAUUACGUUGGCUUUUAGAUUAUAACGAAAAACAGGUUUUAUUAUUAAAUAGUCUUCAAUCUCAGUUAAAAUUAACGAAUCAUGAAAAUAAAGAGAAUAAUUCUAAGGAAUACGAUUGGAUAGUAGAAUAUGAUAAAAAUCGUUUAUUAAAAAAACAAAUUGAACCACAAAUUGAAGAUCUUUUGAUCUAUCAAUCUAAUUUACAAUUAAUUGAGAAAAUGAAAUCAUCUUCCUCAUCAUUACUGUUUAAACAUCAAACUGACUUUUUAAAUGUUGAUGAAAUGACCAUAACUGAAGCGAAUAUUGAAAGUAUUGAUAUUGAGCAAUUGAAAAAUAUAAUAGACAAUACCCAUGAUCAGUAUGACUGCGAUGAUGAAUUAUUUUUAUGUAAACCUGAUGAAAACUUAUUCGAUAAAAAUAAAAUUAUCGAAUUAGAUGAAAUUGAACUGGAACAACAGUUUGAAAGUCAAGAACAACAAAAAUCUGAUAAUGGAUUAUUACAUGUAAUUUAUUGUAGUCGUACUCAUUCACAACUCGGACAAAUAGCCAAAGAAUUUGCAAAAUGUAAAACAUUAUUUAAUAAAGUCACAAUAAUUCAAUUAUCAUCAAGAAAUUUGUUAUGCACUAAUGAAACCAUUUAUCAGUUAAAACACCCAGAUUUAAUUAAUAUUGCUUGUCUUGAAUUGAAUCGACCGCGUAAUCGUGAGCAAGGUCAAUCGAAAGGUUUCAGAUGUCCAAUGCGUAACUCAACAGCUGUUAAUAAUUUAUCCAAGCACCUAUUAAUUGGUAAUUCAGCUUUAAAUAUAACCAAUAGUAUUAGAGAUAGAAAGUCAAGUAAGUCAUCUAAAUCGAUCAAUGUUUUGAGUAAUUCUUUGAAAAAAUACCAAAAAGACGAGAUGACAGUAAACGAUAUCCAAUUGUCGUCUCAUAUUGGGUGUCCGUACUACGCUAAUCGUAAGGGAUUACCAUUAGCUCAAUUAGUUUUAGUACCAUAUUCAUCAUUGUUACAACCAUCAAAUCGUUUGACAUCUGGUUUAAAACUAAAAAAUUCAAUUGUUAUAAUUGAUGAAGCGCAUAAUUUGUUAGAAGCAACAGCGUCAUCAAUGUCAGUCAGUUUGUCGUUGGUGAAUGAUUUAUACAAAUUAGAAGAGUUAUUUUCUGGUUAUUUACAAUAUUAUCGUUCACGUUUAUCUUCAUUUCUUACAUUAAGACUACGUCAAAUGAGACAUUUUAUACAACAAUUAAAACUUUAUUUAAAUACUACACUUAAAAAUAUUCAAUUAUCAUUAUCUUCCAUAUCGGCUAAUGUUAUCAUUAAAACAGUGAAUAAGUUAUUUUCGGAAUCGAACUUGGACAACAUAAAUUUAAGUGAGUUUAUCGAUUGUUUGGAAUAUCAACACUUUAUCAUGAAAUUAAUUGGUUUCUCUAAAUGGUCUAAUAAUAUACAAGAAACGCCGAAACAUUUAGAAAAUGUUGCAAUUAGCCAAACAGCUUGUUCACAAAUGACAAAUUUAUUAAACACUAUGAAAAGAAAAUAUUCUGAUGAGAAUAACCAAUGUGGAGAUACAAGUCAGGUUUGUAUUUCGAAUAAAAAAUCUAAAAUAGAUAUUGAAAAGUCUGAAGGAAUUGGCUCCAGUUUAUUUAAAUUUCAUAGCUUUCUUAAAGCUUUAGAAUUUUGUGAAGAAGAUGGACGUAUAAUUAUUGAACCUGUUAAGAACUCAACAAAAUUAAAUCUAUCAAUCUCCUCAUCUGAUAUGUUGUCUUCGUCAAGUAAUCUUACAGAUGAUACUCAAGAUUUGUGUUUACGUGUGGUAUUUUUAAAUCCUGGAAGGUAUUUAAAAGAUCUAGUACAAGAAGCUAGAAGUGUCCUUUUAGUCGGUGGUACAAUGCAACCAUUCAACGAAGCCAUUGAACAAAUAUUUAUACCAUCUGGUAAAUUAUCCAAUCAAAUCGUCACGUUUACAUGUGAUCAUGUGAUUAAUGCGAAAAAACAAUUAGCUGUUUAUCCUUUAGGUGUACAUAGCCAUCAAUCAAAUGGGGAAGUAUUUUCAUUAGAUUUCACAUACCAGAACCGUUCUAAUCCACAUAUGAUAGAUGCAUGCGGUGAAAUAAUUUUACAAAUAUGUCAACAACUGCCUGCUGGAAUUGUUGUGUUUACUCCAUCUUAUGAAUAUCAGUCAAUUUUACAUAAUCAUUGGGAGGCGACAGGUUUACUGAAUAAAAUAGCAAAGUAUAAAAGUUUCUUUCACGAACCAAAAUCAACAACACAAUUAGAUCAAAUAAUGCAAGCUUAUGGAGUAGCAGCUACUCAAAAACUGCAACAUAAACAUGGAGCCCUUUUGCUAUGUGUGAUUGGUGGAAAACUCAGUGAAGGAAUAAAUUUCACAGAUGAUUUAGCUCGAGUUGUGAUCAUUAUCGGCAUGCCAUAUGCAAAUCCACAGUCCCCAAUUUUAAGAGAAAAAAUGAAUUAUUUGGAUAAGCAUUUCAUUCGUGAAUCCCAAUCUACACAAAAUCCAGGUAGGCAAUAUUAUGAGACAAUGUGUAUGCGUUUAAUAAAUCAAGCUAUUGGUCGAUCUAUACGACAUGCAAAGGAUUAUGCUGUUGUCUUCUUACUGGAUAAUCGGUACUAUCGUUCAACGAUUCAAUCACAAUUACCUAAAUGGGUUCAACAAAGUAUUAUUCAUCAACAAUCAAAUGAUAAACAAUCGAUUUCACUGUCAUCGUCAAAUCAUCACAGAAAAUUCUUAAAUUUAUCAGAAGCUUUGGAGCAUGCUAAGAGAUUUUUCUCAAGUAACAAGGAGUGUUUGGAAUAGAAGAAAUAAUUCAUUUUUGGAAAAAAACGAGGGAAAUUGACUUGGUGUGUAACCUUUGUUUUUAGUCUUACAUUUUUUUCAUUCUCACGAUACUUUUUAUGUAUUCAGGUACUUUCUCUAAAAAUUGCAAUUCAUAAUGUGAGGCAAGGAAAAUGUUUGGGUGUAAUGGUGAUCAGAUUUCAAUUAGAAGAGUGAAAGUCGAUUUCAAUGCAUUUAAUUAAUAGAUUAUUUUUUUAUUAUCUCUGUUUAUCAAUUAAUGCAAUUCCUGAUUGAAUACAUUUUCUCAUUACUUAUUAUACUUGUUAGCAAAUCCUGAUCUGAUCUACUACCUAGUUUAGCCACUAUCAAUGCGCACACUCCUAAUGCUUUAUCAACUCUUUAGUAAACUUUAAUACCAGAAAAGCAUAUACGUACAACAGACAGACUUCAUAAUUGGCUUCAGGAUAUUGGAUUAGGUUAGGUGAAUAAUUCAUCUAUUCUUGAACUGAUGAAUGCUUAUAUCCUACUUGAGAUAUUUUGCAUCUUGUCUAGUUCACUCGGUUUUUUGAUGUUUCGACGGUCCUUUACUCAACUUUAUUUUAUUAUGUUGCUGUAAAUAGGGUUGAAUGAGUGUAACAUCAUCAUGUUUAUUGUGACAAAGCCUUUUUGUUUACCGUCCUGUAGGAUCAAGGAAAAAACUUCGUAAAGAUUCCUACGUUUCUUGAGAAUGAAAGGUGGUGUCAUCCCUAAUUCGAAAGUGUAAAGAAAACUAGUUAUAUAACCCUAGUUCACAUGAGGUAUUCCAUACAGGAGUUUCAAUAAAAUUCAGUCGCAUGUAAUUUCUGUUUGUAUGAACAGUUUUAUUUAUGAUGAAAUAACUUCCAUAUAAUGUAAGUGUUAACAGACAUAUAGUUUCUAAAUAAAAUAGAAACAUCUCACAGACAAUUAACCGAGAAAUUCACAGUAAUAUACAGAGCAUUUACCAGUAGUUCAGAUGCAUCCAUAUCCAGUCUUGAAACCAGCCUUGUUUCCAACAGCUCGCUCUUUACGAGCCCUAAAUUAGCAUUAAAGGAUCAUCAGUGUUAACAAUUUAAACACUAUACUGAUCAAACUCUCUUAUUACAGACUGGGACGAUCAGCGAUCGAGACAGGUCAUAGGAGAUUACGUCCGGUUCCCAGAUUCUAUAUAUGAUCUCAUUCAAUCUAACUGCUAAAACUGCACCACCAUCUUUAAAAAUCUUCGGGGUUAAUCAAUCAGGUCAUGGUGCUCUCCCUUGCCUUACAUUGCCCACAGCUUUUUCAACCUCACUAUGAGUUGAAGGACUUUCAUCAAAUCGUCAUUUAAAUUACUUAGAAAUGGUAGAUAACUGAAAUCCAGUAGAACUGUCUCCUAAAGUAUUCUGCUCGCCAGUCCAAUCUCCUACAUUAGGUGAAUGACAGUCCCAGUCCUUCCUGAUAUAGUCUCACUAACAACCAAAAGUUCAAUACCUGGUUUUUUGAUAAGUGUGAAUACUUUUUAACUGUUACUUAUUGCUGGUGUCAUUUUUUUCUUUUGCGUUCGCUACCCACCACUUUUCACAAUCAUUUGGUAGGGUUUUCUUGCCCACUAACUCUAACCACCUAACAUUCGAACAAUAAAUAAUCAACAGUUGUAAAUCUACUGACGGCUGGAAGUUAGGAUCGGUCUAUGUUGUAAAAUGUUUAGUUAUUCAAAUGGAGUGAUGAUUAAUGGAUUAUUUUUACACAGCUAUGUGCACAACCUAAAGAUAACAAUAAACAAAUAAUGUUACAGAAUAUAUACGAGUUAUUAUAAAAAAGAAAUGAAGAAACAAUACAUGAUUACAAUUUCGGAGAAAUUAUAACAUUUCUGUGUAACAUAAAGAUUUCCUAUUUUCCGAAAUCAUUUUUUUCAAAAAAAAGUUAUUAAAAUAAUGAAAGCACCACAAACAAUUAUGCAGUAUUUAUUUCAGCUCAAUUAUAAAUCACUUUCUUACUUUUGUACUACACUUUCAGUGUAUCAACAAUAAAAAUAAUCUCUUUGAUUUAUAUAUCUUCUC
Schistosoma guineensis is the source of this 5360-nucleotide messenger RNA. Lineage: Eukaryota; Metazoa; Platyhelminthes; Trematoda; Strigeidida; Schistosomatidae. The record is from the annotation of a GenBank genome assembly.